Molecule: messenger RNA, 5701 nt
Organism: Pongo pygmaeus (Bornean orangutan)
Lineage: Eukaryota; Metazoa; Chordata; Mammalia; Primates; Hominidae
Gene: BEND2
Product: BEN domain containing 2
Exons: 14
Coding region: 114-2435 (773 amino acids)
Molecular function (GO): DNA binding
Source: RefSeq, a predicted model, not a curated record
CCGACAACGAGUGUACGCAGUUACCACGCAGUUACCAAGCAGUUACCGCGGAGCCGCGGCGCAGACGUAGGCCUCAGGUCUCGGGACUCAGAGCCAGACCCCGCCAUCUCACGAUGUCAGAGGUGACCGAGGAACAGGAUUUUGUUAUUGUAACUGUCGACGACAGUGAUGAUAACAAUGGUUGCAGUAUUGAGAUGGUGGAAGUUUCUGAAACAGCAGAUAGUUCCACUAAUGACAUAGCAGAUGAUUCCACUUAUGUCACAGCAGAUAAUCCCACUGAUGACGCAGCCACACCAAAUUUUCCAGGCAGCAAUGAUGACCAUCACCGUCCACUCCAAAUGUCAUAUGUAGCCCAUGGUGACCAAACAGUUUCACAGAUGAACCACCCAGUACAUUUAAGAAGAUACAGUUACAACUCAGAGGAAGUGGAUUUGCCAAAAAGAGGAAGAUUAUGUACUCCAGAGGUACAGUCUAGCAUAUCAGUGCCAGCGGAAAGGCAGGAAACCCAUGCCUGGGCCAGCCCUGCUGUAACAUCUCUUGAGUCAGCAGCAUGUUGUGAACUGCAGGAAGCAGACCUCAGUGAGAGUUUAUCAUAUCCCAGAAUUGUCUCCUCAAGUUCAUUACAGCAGUGUGUCGCACAAGGUGGCUCAUUUCCUUGCUUCGGUAUGCCAUGGAACUUUAUCAGUGGAGGUGCUGAAAGUACCAAUGCUGUCAUCUCAUUUGCCAACGCUACUACAGCAGUACCUAUGGCAGGUCUGUCACGAGGAGAACCCAGUCUGGCAAACAACCCUGGUAUGGUGAAUUACUCUGCUCUACCAGAAAAUGAAAACGUGGGCCCAGGUAGAACCUUGUCAUCUUUCUGCUUCCAUCCUAAUUUGGAAAUGCCAGAAAGACCAGCAAACAGCAGUAAAAACAGCACUGAGACAGCAAAUUACCCAACUUUAGUGGGAAAUUACAAUGGCCAAAAUACUGCCUCUUUAUCUGUCUUCAUCCCUCCCUAUUUUGCUGAGAAAAUUAUACUUAUUGAAAUGCCAGGAACAACAGAAACCAACGUGGAAAAUAACUCUCAGACAGUGUAUUACCCAGCUUUAUCGGGAAAUACGAGUGCCCCAAAUCCAGCCUCUUCAAAUCUUCCCAUCACUUCUAAUUUUGUACUUGAAAGAGUUGCAGAAAUGCCAGAAACAGCAGGAACUAACGUAAAAAACAAUACUCAGGCAGUGAAUUACCCAACUUCAUCAGGAAGGGGCCGUAGCCAAGAAUCUGGCCCACAAAUGAGUUCUGAGACAAUGAGUUACUCAACUGUAAUGAAAAAUAACUAUGACCAAGAUGAUGCUUCAGCAUCUGCCUGCCUCACUCCCGAUUUUGCACUGUUACCUCUGAAUGUUUUGGUAAAAGUAGACACCAACACGGAAAACAGCCUCAACACAAUGAAUCACUCAACUUUAUUAGACAGUGACAGUGGCCAGGAUUCUUCCUCAUCAUCUGUCUGUAUCCCUCCCAAGUAUGGCUAUCUUGGUGAUCCAAAAAGAAAUGUCAGAGUACUUAAAACUCAUUUGCUGGCCGUACGAAAUAUGGCCAAACCUAAGCAAGCAGCCUGCUACUUGGUUCAUAUUUUGUUCUCCAAGGAAAUCCUGAUUAGCAGCUCAGUGGAUAUCCAUUUGAAAGACAGCCAAUCCCUCGACCCAAACAAAAUGGCUGCAUUGAGAGAAUAUCUGGCAACAACUUUUCCCACCUGUGAUUUGCAUGAACAUGGAAAAGACUGGCGGGACUGUAUUUCUGGUAUCAAUUCUAUGAUCUACUGUUUAUGUUCUGAAGGCAAGAGUACUCCAAAAACUGUUCGCAAAAAUAAAAAACGUACCAACCCUGUUGCACCGGCAUCUGCAGAUAGAAAUGAUCAAAGGGGCAGAGAUGGUGGUGAAGGCAGUUCUUGGAUGUUUCAGUCAAUGAAUAACUCCAAAAUGAGAGAAAAGGGGAACUUGCAGCCAAACAGUAAUGCUAUCCCUGAAGGAAUGCGAGAACCUUCCACUGAUAAUCCAGAGGAACCUGGUGAAGCAUGGAGCUAUUUUGGAAGACCAUGGAGAAAUAUACGAAUGCCAUAUUCAGUACUGACUUUGGCAAAAACUAAGUCUUGUGCAAGCAUGUCGGCUAGAUACCUUAUUCGAAAACUCUUCACAAAAGAUGUCCUGAUCCAAAGUAACGUCUAUGGCAAUCUGAAGCAUGGCCUGUAUGCCCUUGACCCCAAUAAGAUUAGUGCUCUCCGAGAGUUCCUCCAAGAAAACUACCCAAUUUGUGAUCUCUCAGAAAAUGGAAGAGACUGGAAGUUGUGUGUGACCUCCAUCAACAGCGGUAUCCGUAGCCUUAGACAUAACGUCAGAAGUGCUGAAGCCAGGUCUGAGUCGCUUCCAGCAGUGACCCCUCCAGAGUCCCAGCAGUGACUCCCAGCAGGAGUCAAAGCCAAGAGAUCCCGACGCCACUGACCCAAGCACCUGAACGGCAGCUGCCAAACAUUUUUUUUUUUUUAACUGUUAAGACUAUUUUGUAAGUUUCUCAAGUUCUAAUUCCAAAAUCAGCCUGCUGUACUGGCAGAGUAGUUUGCAUUUACACCUGUAGUAAUCGCCAAACCUCUUUUUCUGCUCAUAAAGGAGGUAGAAUCACAUUAGGAAGAUAUGUAAUGUUUCAUCUGCGGAUUUGACGACAACCUCUGAUUGAGGGAAUGGUAGUAAACUCCUCAUGGGCUUGUGACCCAUGGCUUUGACUUAGAUAAUUGACAUUAAUAUACUUUUUUUUGAUAAGGCAGAGAAAGAAAUUCAAUAGAAAGCAAGGAGUCAGUCAGUCAAAUAAUAUAAAAUGGUAGUUUUCAUUGCUGUUGAAUGUGGGGUGAGAAGAGCAGUACACUCAGCAUGUAAUGACAGAUGACAUCUGAGUGUCAGUGAAUAAAGAUAGGUAGGGAGCUGUAGGAGAGGCACCGGGAAAUAUUUGCCAAGCGUAGAAACUUGCAGGCAGUAGACAUUCAGUAUCUGCCAGGUACAUCUUAACCAAGGGCUUAGAUCUUAACACCACUAACUCAGAAGCGAGGUAUGGUUUACAUAUAACCAAAGGACCCACAGUGCCUUUCUUAACAUCCAUCAGAAUCAUAGGAUUGAUAUCACAUUGUUUGACCUAAGCUUUCCGAUGAGACCUGUGUUCUUUUGAUUGUCUCUUGAUGAGAACAGCAUUUCUUUAGUUACCUCCUGAUAAUAUCUUAGCAUUGAAGUUUUCUCAGGGUUAACAUAGAAAAUCAUAUUAGAAAACUGUAGUUCCAUUUAAGUAGGUUAGAUUUAAGAAUAUGCUACCGUAAAUGCUAAGGAUCUGACCAAAUUCAGACAUUAACAUUAUUUUUGGUUUCCAAAAUGUCUGAGUGAAGGUUUUAAUAUGUUUGCUGUAUUUUUCUGAUAGAUUCUACUCAAUAUAGAUUCUAUCAAUUUCUAGUUGAAAUGCAUACAAAUGUAAGUCUUACAAUGUUUUAAGUGAAAAAAAAGAUUCAAAAUUCAGUUAGAAAAAAAGUGGUUUUAAAGGAUAUUGACAAGAUUCUUAGAGAAUUAAAAAAUAAUUUCAUUUUGCUCAUGCAUAGGAUUUUAUUUUUAACGUAGGCACUUGAUUUUAAAGAAAGUUCUUGAAUGUUUCAGCCAUGGGAAGUACUCUAUAAUUUCAUCAUUCGACCAUUUGUGUUUAAGAACCAUUUUGCCAGGUUUAAUGCCAUCUUUCAGCUUUUAACCUAUCAAAUGGUCCUCAGUCACAUUUGUUUUAUAGCAUUCUUAGGUAUUAUUCAAAAAGCAAUUUUUUCCCUUGUAAGAGGUCAGCCCUUAGUUUUGGUCAUUGGCUUCUGACCUAUGGCUUUGUCUUAGAUAAUUGACAUUAAUAUACUUUGUUUUUUUGAUAAGGUAGAGAAAGAAAUUCAAUAGAAAGUAAGGAGCCACUCAGUCAAAUAAUAUGAUUCGUAUAAAACUUGACAAGUCUUUUUAUUUUUAUGACUUGCGAGAUAGUUUAAGAUAUUUUUAUGUGACCAAUUUGUAGAAUGAAUAUAUAUUUUCAAAUUUAUUUUUUCAAAAUUCAACUUUUAGAGUAUUUUAGCAAAAUAUAAGUAUAGUUUAUAAUAUAUAAGUAUAGCUUUAUAAAGAUAUUAAGGAUUUAUUUUUAAAAAAAUUCUCUGAAUAAUUUGCUGUAGUAGUUGCCUUCAGCUUAAUAAAACCAUAGUACUUCUACAUACGUUUUUAUAAGUUAGGCUAUGCCUACAAAGGUCUUAAAAAGUAGAUAAUUUACCGGGUAUAGUGGCUCACACCUGUAAUCCCAGCACUUUGGGAGGCCGAGACGGGUGGAUCACCUGAGGUCAGGGGUUCGAGACCAGCCUGGCCAACAUGACGAAACCCCGUUUCUACUAAAAAUACAAAAAAAGUAGCCAGGCGUGGUGGCAUGCACCUGUAGUCCCAGUUACUCGGGAGGCUGAGGCAGGAGAAUCACUUGAACCUGGGAGGUGGAGAUUGCAGUGAGCCAAGAUUGUGCCACUGCACUCCAGCCUGGGUGACAGAGUGAGACUCCGUCUCGGGAAAAGAAAAAAAAAAAAGUAGAUAAUUAAAAAAAUCUUGCAUAAAAAAAAAUCUUCCAUGAAGGGCAAAAAGGCUUUAACUUCCAUUAUUCAGAUUUAAUCCAACUAAGAUAGUCUUUGGCUUCACUGUUCAGUUUCACAAGUUAUUUUACAAACUACUAGUAACAGAGCUAAUACAGAAUGGUAAUCCACAUUAUAAACAUAGAUCAAAAUAGCACAUCAUACCCCAUAAAUACAUGCAGUUAUUAUUUGUCAAUUAAAAAUAAAUUUUUUUUUAAAGAAAGGUAUAGUUCGACCCUAGGCAAGAAGAAAUUUCAAAUUGUAUAUGCAGAUUUUGAAUUUGGUUUAUAUUUUGUGGUAUCUGAAAUAUUCCCUGGACUAGAAGCAAAACCACAGAAACAAAACUUUACAUUUAGAAAAAAAUUUCAAGACUUCUAUUGCUAACUUUAUUACAUUAGCGGUUUUUAGAAGUUAUUUAGAGCAGUCUUGUCUGAUAGAACUUUCCACCAUGAUGGAAAUGUAAAUAAAUAUGCCACAUUAAAAAUAUAAAUUUGCAGUCUCCAAUAGGCUCGUAUGGCUAUUGAGCACUUAAGAUGUAACUAAUUAGACAGAGGAAGUAAAUUUAAAAUGUUCUCUCAUUUUAGCUAAUUAGAAUUUAAAGUGAAAUAGCCACAAGUGGAUAGUGGCUACUGUGUUGGAUGGCACAGUUCAAAAUGCCCCUUAUUUAUAAAAAAAAGUGUUUAAAAGUGGUUCCCAUGGCUUGAAGAGGAAUAACAUACACAUAACUUCUUUAAAAUCACAUUUUGUUUGAGAUGGAGAUCUUGCUAUAUUGCCCAGGCUUAUCUGGAACUCCUGGGCUCAUGAGGGAGGAUCACAUUUGACUGGACAAAAUACAUUUUAUAAAGGCGUUUUGUAUUUUAUGUUAAAGUGGAAUUGUGUCUUCAAAAUUGUGUCUUCAAAAUUCUGUCUUCAAAAUUUCACAGGUUAAUUCUAUUACUGUAUUAGUCCAAUGUUAAACAUUUUAAAUGCCUGCUCAUAAGACUCACUUUUGAUAAAUAAAUGUAUCUUUAAUGUUUUGUUUCCCAAACAGAUACAAUAAAUAAACAUUUAAAAUGCCUU